AUGCGCGACACGCUCGUCGCGACGGUGCAGGCGCAGCUGCCGCCGCACUUCCAGGAUGCACAGCAUUCCGUUGCAAAUCACCGAAAAAACUGUGUAUCUCUGUUUAGAUUGCACUCGCAGUGCGCUCAAGUUACGGAGUCGACGCCCCGCGGAACACGCUUGGUCGGCGAGAAAGUGUUCAAUGAGUGCUUCUUCGACUGCUUGCAUCGCAUUUUGCCCCUCAAGAAGGGGUUUAAAGGAGCAGAUCGUAUAAGCAGAUUUGUGGCGACAUAUGCGGCAUAUGCAGUUGAGCAGCUCUCGAACCCUGGCACGGAUGCCCCGAACGACCACGAGGACGACACUCCCGCCACGCGUUUCGUCGCGAUCCUCCUCAAGCACCUCCUCAAGGGCUUUCAAUCCAAAGAUAAAAACGUAAGAUUGAGAUGCUGCACAUGUGUGGCACUGCUGAUCAACUCGAUGGACAGUGUGGACGACGACUUGUACGAGACGCUAGUCAGUCUGCUCAUGCAGCGCCUCGUGGACAAGGAGUCGGCUGUGCGUGUUCAGGCGGUGAUUGCAUUGGCACGCUUGCAAUGCAGUGAAGCAGGCACAGAUGAGCGCACCAUGCGUCUGUUGCUUCACUUGCUGCGCCACGAUACCAGCGCCGAUGUCCGUCGCGCCGCCCUGUUCAACAUUCCUCCUACUACCGCGACUUUGCCGUAUCUGCUGGAGCGCCUCCUUGAUGUGGACGCGACCAACCGCCGAUGCGUGUAUCUUGUGUCGCUCAAAUCUCUCCUGGAUUCCCAGCCAACAGUCGAGCUGGAGAGUGGCCUCGUCAUCAAGGAGUCGCUCGGCCUAGGAGAGGUGUCCCUCUCGGAAGUGGUGCGGAUUGGCUUGCAUGAGCGAGAGCCGACUGUGCAAAAAGCUGCACGAAAACUCGUCACGUACUGGCUUGAGGCGGCCGGCGGAAACAUUCUGACACUCCUGUCAAUGCUGCAUGUGAUGCGCUCACCCGACGGCGAGCCCGUGGUACUUGCCCUACUGGAGGAUCUCCCCGACGUGCGAGCGAGUGUGUCACGCCUGUUAGCCGAUCAUCAUACCUACUGGGCCGAUAUCACGCCAGGCAAGGCCCUUCUCGCGCGAUGUUUCGUCCUCUAUGCGACGACGCACCACAUGGAGCGCGAACUGGAGACAUGCGUGCCUGUCGUUACCGCUCUCGUAUACCGCAUCCAGGCUGAAUAUCAUGCCCUUAACGCGCUCCUCGAGCAGCAGGCGGCUGAGGAAAUGGAAGAAGAUAUGCCUGCACUGCAGGACGACCGUGCGCUUGCGCAUGUGUUUGUCGUGGGCGAGUUGUUGGCCAUCGCCAUGUACUGCGACUACGGCGACGAGCUCGGGCGCCGGAACAUGUUCAUGCUGGUGCGCGAUAUGCUGAGCAACGCAUGGCUGCCGGCUCAGCUGGUCUCUCGCUGCCUUGAUGUCCUGCUGCGUCUGGCUAGCGGGCAGCGCGAUUUCCUGCAAAUUGUCGUGGAGCUGGUGCAGGCCCUUGAUGCAGAGCUCGAUGAAGCAGAUAAGGAUGAGGAUGGCGAUCUGUCCGUGCGUCAGUCGCUUUCGUGGCAUCGGCGAGUGGACAAGGACGCCUCGCCGGCACAGGCGGCGGACCUGGCAGCCCUAGACGCUCGCCGCUUGCUGAUUGUGCGAGCCAUGCUCGAACGCAUGACAGGCACACUGCAGGAUGAGACGACGCUUGAGGGCCUGAUCCAAGAGCUGAUCGUGCCGACCGUGCAGAGCAAGGAUGCGGCACUUCGCGAGCAGGGGCUCAUUUGUCUGGGUCUGUGCUCCCUGCUCGACAAAAAGACGGCGCUGAUCACAUUCCCCUUGCUACUCAACCAAAUUCAGCGGGCGAACGGCACCAUCCAAGCGCGGUGUGUCGAGAGCCUCUUUGACCUGACUGUGGUGCACGGUAUGGAUGCACUUUGCACCCAAAGCGCCAGCGUCGCGGCCCGCAACGAGUUCGAUGGCGACGAGGAAAAAGGGCUACAGUAUGCUCGGCAGCAACUGCUCGGUUUCCUCUUGAGUCUCUUGGAGCACGAGGAGCCAGAGAUUCAAGCCAUUGCUAGCGAAGGUCUAGCCAAGCUGCUGCUAACUGGCGUGCUCAGCGAAGACGACGUGCUCAAGAGCCUUAUUCUCACGUACAUGAGCCCUGAUACCGCGGCCAACCAGCCACUGCGGCAGUGCUUAAGCUACUUUUUGCCGCUCUUUUGCAGCUCACACGCGCGCCACCAGCGCAUGAUCCAGCACGUAUUUAUGGAUGUGUUUGAUAUUCUGGCCCACUUGUACGACGACCCAGAGGCACGCACACACAUGAUCUCGCCCGCCCAGCUCGCCGCCCAGCUAGCAGAAUGGAGCCAUCCAGAUCGCUCCAUGCUGACGGACCCCGACGUGUAUGUACAUGUGGACAUGGCCGUGGAUGCGAUGAAGCACGCUCUUCAGACGCCCAGCCGCGACCAGCGCAAGGCCCUAGCACAGAUGCUCGGCAAACUGGCAUGGCCUGCUGCCCUCGACGCGGCUCGCGCCACGUCCUUAUUCCUUCUCGGGCGUGAGUGGCAGCGGCGGGCCGAUGAUGCUACCACCCGCAAUGCACUCUUGAAAUAUGAGCAGGCUCUGUUGAAGCGAUACAACGUGCCUGAGCAGGGUCCGGACAACGAGGUAAUGUCAUCGCUAGAAGCGCUGUUCCGCGCGUUGCCCCCGCCGGAUACAGCGAGGCCACGCGCACGCUCUCGAAGCUCGCGGACCCCGAGUGUGGCCACGGAGCGGGAUGCGUCUCCCUCGGACGUUGACUUGGACGAUGCGACUACGUCCGAGGAGGAGGUGGUCAGCGAGCCAAGGCGGCGUCAGAGACCACUACCAUCGCACGACGAAGUGGACGAAGACGAAGACGAGCUGGGACUCUAG
Molecule: messenger RNA, 2931 nt
Organism: Malassezia sympodialis ATCC 42132
Lineage: Eukaryota; Fungi; Basidiomycota; Malasseziomycetes; Malasseziales; Malasseziaceae
Gene: YCG1
Product: condensin subunit YCG1
Biological process (GO): mitotic chromosome condensation
Cellular component (GO): condensed chromosome; condensin complex
Source: RefSeq, a predicted model, not a curated record